CGUGCAAACAGACCCGGUAGUACAAUGAGUUUGAGUUCUAGAGAAGACGGUUUAGGAGAACUAUUAUUCAAAUGUUUACAGAAAUAUGAUAAAAGAGUAUUACAGUUUUUAGAUGACACAAAUGACGUUAACACAUUCUCAGAUAUUCUUACAAGAAGUGUCAGGACAGCAAUUAAACUUAAACAGGAUGGAAUUAGUCGAGGUGAUAUUGUUUCCAGCUGUACCCACAGUCACAAAAACUCUAUUAUUCCAUUCAUUGCUACACAGUUUUUAGGUGCAAUUUCAACAACUUUUGAUGAAAAUUUACCUCCAUUAGAUACUGUACACUUAUUAAAACUGGUUCAACCCAAGAUCCUGUUUGUUUCCGAAAAUAGCCUAGAAUUUAUAGAAAAGUGUUUACAUAAAGCAAAUAUUAAUACAAAGUUAGUAGUAUUUGGCGCUAGUAAAGAAUAUACUGAAUUUUCGAAAUAUGUGGAACCUUGCCAUGAAGAAGAACAAUUUUAUCCAGUUCAAAUUGAAAACCAAAAGGAUGUAGCUGUGAUUGUUUUUAGUAGUGGCACAACUGGUUUACCUAAAGGAAUUUGUUUGCAUCACACGCCUUUGAAAAAUGUAACUAAUCUAAUUUUUAAUAAAUCAGAUACUUACAAUGAAGAAAAAAAUGUUUUGCUAUUGUAUGCCUCGCUUUAUUGGAAUAGUGGUAUAAAUGCUUUAAUCAAAGCUAUAACUAAUGGAUGCUCUUUGGUCACUUGCAAACGAUAUGAUCCAGCUCAUUCGUGGAAACUUAUUGAAAAAUAUAAGGUUACAUUUAUGUUCCUACCAUCUUAUGACGCCAAAGAUUUUUUACACCACAAACCAAAAAACGUUGAUACAAGUAGUUUAAAAAUAUUUUUAACUGGAGCCUGUGCUGUCUCGGAGAAAUUAAUGGAAGGUUUGAUAGAAGCUUUGCCCCAUACUAGAAUUAUUCAAAAUUAUGGUAGCACUGAAACAAUAACGGCCACUUUGUUUAAUCCAAUGAAUGAUGAAGAAUAUAAAAUGCAACUUUUAAAACCAACGUCUUGUGGCAAAAUGGUUUCCAAUUUUAAGUGGAAAGUUGUAGAUAUUAACAGCGAAAAACUUCUUGGUCCAAACGAACAAGGUGAAAUCAGAGUUAAAGGUGAAUAUAUGACGACGGGAUACUACAAAAUGGAUUAUUCUGCUGCCUUCGACCUAGAUGGAUAUUUAAAAACUGGAGAUUUAGCUUAUUAUGAUGAAGAUGAGUGUUUUUACAUUGUUGGUAGAAUAAAAGAAAUAUUUAAAUACAGAGGAUGGCACAUUAUUCCUGCGAUAAUCGUAGAAGUACUAACAUCGCACCCUGCAGUAAGGGAAGCUGCAAUAGUGGGAGUACCACAUGAAAUUGAUUUAGCCCAUCCAAUGGGAGUUGUAGUAUUAAAUAAGGGAUAUGAUCAUAUAAAUACAGCUACUAUUGUUAAUUUUGUUAAUGAGAGAGUUUCUGAAAGUCAAAAGUUAAGAGCUGGUGUUAUAAUUGUGGACAAUAUUCCAAAAACUAUAACUGGAAAAAUAAAAAGUCGAUUCUUAAAAGAGAUUGUUUCUAAUAACUAUAUCCAGUAAUAUUAUUUAAUAAUAAUCGUAGUAAAAUAAUUCCAAUCGGAAAGUCCGGUAAAUAUUAUAAUUAUUUUUUAGAUGUAAAAUAAGUAAAGUUAUCCAGAAAAUACCUCUUUAAUAAAAAUCUCACUAAAAGGCGCAGUAUACUUAUUUUUUUCAUGAGAUCUUGGGAUAUACUAUUUCCAUAUUACAGCUAAGCCAUUAAAAAUGUAUUUUGUAAAUACUUAUCUUGUCUUAUUUAUAAUGAAUAAGUAGACUGGGAGUGAUUUAUACACUAAUGGUGAAAUGAGGCAUCAAACCUAAGUUAAUCCUUUGAUUAGGUAUAACAUUAAUACGACGCUUGUCACCUAUUGCGUCGUUGUAGACGAGUUUAUAAAUAAUUUAAAUAAUAUGUAGUAAUAUUAAUAUUAUACCUAAACAAGGAAUUAACUUAGCUUUGGUGCAUUUUAUUGUAUUUACUGCACGACUCAAAU
Molecule: messenger RNA, 2075 nt
Organism: Psylliodes chrysocephalus
Lineage: Eukaryota; Metazoa; Arthropoda; Insecta; Coleoptera; Chrysomelidae
Source: the annotation of a GenBank genome assembly